Molecule: messenger RNA, 639 nt
Organism: Nycticebus coucang (slow loris)
Lineage: Eukaryota; Metazoa; Chordata; Mammalia; Primates; Lorisidae
Product: prefoldin subunit 1-like
Biological process (GO): translation; protein folding
Cellular component (GO): prefoldin complex; ribosome; cytosolic large ribosomal subunit
Molecular function (GO): structural constituent of ribosome
Source: RefSeq, a predicted model, not a curated record
AUGGGAAUUAGUACUGUUCCAAAAGGCAUGCCACACAAAUACUACCAUGACAUGACUGAGAGAGUCUACAGUGUCACCCGGCAUGCUGUUGGUAUUGUUGUCAACAAACAAGUUAAGGGCCAGAUUCUUGCCAAGAAGAUUAAUGUUCAUAUUGAGCAUAUUGAGCACUCUAAGAGCCAAGAUAGCGUCCUAAAACACAUGAAGGAAAAUGAUCAGAAAAAGAAGAAACCCGAAGGGAAGGUGGCAGUCUCUGUGGAUUGGGAGUUGCAAAAGGCCUUCAUAGAGCUUCAAGCCAAAGUUAUCAACACUCAACAAAAGGUGAAGCUUGCAAACAUAGUGAACAGCUGAACAGAAUGGAAAAAGCACGCACAUCUUGUAGAUAGUAACAUGUAUGAAGGUGUAGGAAGAAUGUUUCUUCUCCAGUCCAAGGAGGUAACCCACAAUCAGCUGUUAGAGAAACAGAGACUAGCAGAAGAAAAAAGUAAACUAAAGCAGAAAAAAUCCUACCUGGAGCGAAGCAUUAAGGAAGCCAAGGACAACAUCUGGGAGAUUCCGAUGGCACAAAGGGCCCAAGAGGGAGCCUCCAGGGGAAGCUCUUCCUCCCGACCCCUGCCCGGACAUUUUAUCUGGAUGGCCUAG